AUGAACUACUGCACGCUCUACUCCCCGGAGUUCCUCUCCCGCCCCACGGCGGGCCGCUCCAUCUCCGGCAACCUCGAGUUCAUCCCCGGGAUCUCCACGGUCGUGGACCACUGCAACGGCCUCUUGCUCAUCGCGGCGACCAAGGCCGACUACGUCGCCAACCCCGCGACGCGGCGGUGGGCGCGGCCGCCACCGUGCCCGAUGAUGCCACGGAGGACGGAGGAUGCGAUCAAAUGCCUUGUCUAUGAUCCAACCAUGUCACCGCACUACGAGUGGCCACCAUCAUCAUACGCACUGCAAGUGUUCUCAUCGAUAACUGGGCGCUGGGAGGAGAGGUCCUUUGUUCUGGAAGGAGAGCACCCGGAGGAGGUCCGGUAUGGAUGGCGCGUCAUUAACAAGAUCCAUUGGCGAGGAGCGCUCUACGUGCGCUGCAGAAUUGGUCUUGUUCUGAGGAUAUCCAUGUCAAAUGCAAAGUGCAGAUGGGUUCCGAGGCCACCAGGUGUUGAAGUUGGGCAGUAUGGAUCUUUGGGAACAUCGGAGAAGAGGGUUUGUUGUGCAUUCCAGCAUGAUUGUCAAGUACUUCGAAUUUUCCACCUCAAUGAAUCAAGUGGACAAGUGGGAUGGGAAUUGAAGCAUACUGUUGAUUUUACAUCCUUCGCCCGUAAGCUUCACGAAAGGGACUACAGUGAGCAACUGAGCAACAUAAAAGGACCUUGGAUAUUGCAGGAUAUCAACUAUUACAAAUGUCCUUAUGGGAACGAUAAACAUAAGGAGGCAGUGGAAGAUGACUUUGAAUGGAACUCCGAUGAUGAUGACGUUCUCAACACAGAGAAUAUGGUUGAAGGGUCCUAUAAGGGAUAUACCAGUUUUCUUGGAUUCCAUCCUUGCAAAGAGAUUGUCUUCUUGAAUGCAGCUUUGAGCAGGGCAGUAGCUUAUCAUUGGAAUGCCUCCAAGUUUCAGGAUUUGGGCAACAUAUACCCAAAAGAUUACCUUGAAAGUGCUCUGCAUUGUGCACAAAUAGAGACCUCCUUCAUAUACACACCAUGCUGGAUGGAGGAUUUCCCAGAAAAUAAUUUGGAAUAUGCGCGGAUUGAAGAUUAGCACAAAUGUGUGCAACUUGUGGAAGCCAUGGAGUAAACAGUGUAGUCAUGUUUUACUCUCUGUCCUUAUAUAUGCCGUAUGUUUCUGUUAGGAAAUACAUACAUCAAGAUCAAAACCUCUACCCUAUAGACACUGCUGGAUUACCUUGAUCUUUUACUUCCCAUGUUGGGCUAUUAGUUUGUAACGCGAGCCCGAUUUAUUUGAAUGGAUGUUUCAACCA
Panicum hallii is the source of this 1321-nucleotide messenger RNA. RefSeq lists its product as uncharacterized. The transcript has 3 exons. The record is from RefSeq and is a predicted model, not a curated record. NCBI's taxonomy places the organism in Eukaryota, Viridiplantae, Streptophyta, Magnoliopsida, Poales, Poaceae. Bases 1 to 1101 code for a protein of 366 amino acids.